Messenger RNA from Schistosoma spindalis, 6198 nucleotides. The record is from the annotation of a GenBank genome assembly. NCBI's taxonomy places the organism in Eukaryota, Metazoa, Platyhelminthes, Trematoda, Strigeidida, Schistosomatidae.
GGAGAAUCGUGCAAAUUAUCAUGCUGAUCGUACAUGCUAAUCCAGACUAACCAAUAGAAAUAAUGGGCGUUACCAUGACAUUCACGACCCAGUUUUAACCAAUAAAAACUCAAUUUAUAUUAUGUGAGCUAUUCGGAUACGAAAUGAACAAUGAAGACACGCAUUUAACUGCAGUCUUUCCUUUGAGCUAGGGGAGUGGGUCAGAUAAUAUGGGUAACGAAUCAAAAUUUAGAGUUGAGGUACAUGUUGUGCUAUCUUCCUGUCUGACUGUAUAUUGUAUGUGUAUUCAUAUAUGACAUGUAUAUAUUGACUGUGUGAUUGUUUGCAUGUGAUUGUUAUCUGUCUGUUACAUGUGUACAUGUGAUUGGGACAGUCAAUUUUGGCCUGUGAGAAUUAUUAGUUUUAUUAUCAUUGUCCUGACUAAAGAAUUUUUUGGGCGUGAAAUACUUUUUUAUUUUUUAUUUUUUUUGCAUCACUAAGGUGGUUUUUUGCUGCUUUCAAUUCUGCGACAUUUAUUUGUCGCUUUAAAAUUUCAUCUCAGGAGUAAUCAUUACAAUUAAAUUGUGAAUUAACAAAAUAAAUUCGGAUUAAUAUAAUUUAUACACAAUGAUGAUGAUGAUGUUAGAUCAUCAUUCCACUGAACAUCAUAAUGGUUUAGAUCCAAAAUCUGAUACAGAUAUUGGAAUAGUUAAUUCUAACAUAUUAUGUGAAUCUAGACGACCAAAUUCUAAUAUACCUAAAGUAAAUGGAGAUUUCACACAUAAUACAUUUCAUUCUUCACCAACAUAUGUUUAUCCACUUGAUCGACAUUCCGCUCCAGCAUCUACAAAUAAAUCAAUUUCACGUCAAGUAACACCGAAUGAUUCAUGCCAUGAAAGUACUUUACGUUUACACGAAGAUCGUAAACUAUUCAUUGGUAUGUUAGGAAAGCAUCAAACAGAGAAAGAUAUUCAAAAUUUAUUUUCACCUUAUGGACUUAUUGAAGAAUGUACAAUUUUACGUGAUCAAAAUGGAUUGAGUAAAGGUUGUGCUUUUGUAAAAUACUCCUCGAGUACAGAAGCGGCAAACGCUAUCGAUCAUAUGCAUAAUAGUCAAACAAUGCAAGGUGCAUCUUCUCCGUUAGUUGUAAAAUUUGCCGAUACAGAGAAAGAACGUCAAGUUCGCAGACAGCAUCAACAGAGCACAACAAACGGUUCUUGUUCUCCGGCGUCAGGGCAUUCUACCAGUACAGGGAUGACUAAUGGUCACUUAGAUGGAUCUCAUACAUCAAUGCAACAAUAUAAUCAACAACAAUCUCUUCGAACUCCAAUUACGAAUAUCACAGAGGCGUCCAAUAUGGCGGUAGCGGCGGCUGCUGCAGCUGCCGCGGCUAACGCAUUUCAACAAUCACUUGUUGCGUCUAAUGUUGCACCAGGGUAUUUACAAUUCCCGCCUGGUUUAUUUCCUACCGCUUCAUCAAAUGCUAGCCCUGUUCCUAAUGGUUUCCAAAGUUCAGUCACUCAAUUUACUCAACAACAGCAGCAACAACAACAACAGAGUCAAGUAGCUCAACAAGGAUCCGCUUCUGCUUAUUUUAACCCUAUGGCAGCUUUUAUGGCGGCUGCAGCUGCAAUGCAAUAUGCCAAUCCACAAUUAGCAACUGGUAUAACAGAAAAUCAAUCAAGUCGUUCAACAUCUAUUCCAUUGCAAUUGAACACGAUUGUUAGUCAUCCUACAAUCGGUGUUGCUCAUCAGCAUAAUCCACUUACAGGAACUGGUCAUUCAGUGCCGAAUGCUUCAGCGUUAGCAUCAUUGGCUGCCGGUUGUCCAGCCACUACUUUACAAAAUAAUACACUUCCUCAAUUAGCUUCAUUGUUCCCUUUGACAGAUGUCGCUCUAUUAUCUCCAGCCGCUUUAGCUGCUCUUACUCAAGUUGGCGCAGGUGCAGUUACUGGAGGUUUAUUAACUGAAGCUGGAGUUUCUGGUAAUAACGAAUUUAACAAUGCCUUUGGUACUGGUCUAUUAGUUUCUGCUUCACCAUCUACAAUAUCACCGUCGAGUUUCGCCAGCAUAGGUAAUGGUACUACCCAAGGCCAACAACCAGUUUCUAACUCUUCAUCAACUGGUAGUGUUUUACCAAAUGUUUCUCUUGGUGCAACUGCUAAUAUCUUGGUCUCAUCUCCAGGAAUGGUUACUCCGGUUGCUUCUACACCUCCUACCGUUAGUCCAGCUAUUUUACCGUCACCAAUAACAAAUGAGCCUGUAGGUUUGUAUGCAGCCGCUGUCGCUUUACAGAAUUCAACUGCAGUAGGCCAUACAAAUGCAAAUGCAUUACAAUUUCCGCAACUACAUCCAUCGUAUGCAGCAGCUGCUGCCGCCGCUGCCCAAUCAAUGACACCAUCUCCAGUGAACACUGCACUAAAUUCGUAUUUGACGGAAAAUGCAGCUUUACAAGCGGCGGCGUUAGCUGCCGCUGCAGCCGCAUCUGGUCAGUCGUUUACUAAUGAUCCUAUCGUUCAUCAACUCUAUGCUGGUCUUCAAGCCUACGGGUUAGCUUAUCCUACUGGAGGUGCCGCAUAUACCACUUUUCCUAAUUUACAUCAUCAAGCUUUAUCAAUGCCUGUUCAACAGAAAGAAGGUACCAGGGAACUGAUAUUAACAGGUCCCGAAGGAUGUAAUCUAUUCAUUUAUCAUUUACCACAAGAAUUCGGUGACAAUGAAUUAGCUCAAAUGUUUAUGCCAUUUGGUACAGUGAUCAGCGCUAAAGUUUAUGUUGAUCGAGCUACUAAUCAAAGCAAGUGUUUCGGUUUUGUCAGUUUUGAUAAUCAUACAAGUGCUCAAAAUGCAAUUCAAGCAAUGAAUGGUUUUCAAAUUGGUAUGAAACGAUUGAAAGUACAAUUGAAACGUCCUAAAGGCGGUAACACUUCAUCAACAUCAUCAUCGUCAAAUACAAAAUCUUCUCGUGAUACUACUACACAUACUGGACAAAGACAAGACGGUGAUUUAUCUCUUCCUUCACAGGAUUCUAUAUACUCUGAGGUUCUUGUGCUCUAGAGGGUCUUGUGUAUAAAAGAUAGUCGUAAGCCCUACUGAGACAGUCUCGGUUGCUCCGGUACCUGCUUUAUGAGGUGUAUGUAAUCGUUUGUUUCUCCCUCUUUUCUCUCUCUUCUUCUAUUCCUGAAAAAUCACAACAAUACAGGUCAACUACAUUUUUGUUGUCAUUCUUCUAAUUGAUACUAUUCAUCUGCCGGCUUCCAUCUUGAAUCUUACGAUGGUAACUACAUUUAUCAAUCUAAGUUAUGCCUCUAUUCUCUUCAUAUGCUCAAAUUUCUCCUGCUCUUAAAUUAUUUUUGCUAACUUCUGGAGUGCAUACAUUUAUCUCUUUCUGCCUCUCCUCCUAUUCUUUAGCAUGAUUCUUCACCAUUAAAUCUAUUGUAUGGUUAGUUUGAAAAAAUAUGUUGAUCUAGAUUCCGCUUUAUUCUUAGUUUCCUGAACGAAAAUCAAAAUGAAUUGUCUUCUCCGUUUUUUCUUUCUUUGACGUUGUACUCUGUGUGUCUAUGUGUGUGUCUGUGUCGAGUGUUUCUCCCCACUCGGUUUGAUUGAUCGCUGCAAUACAAUAAAUAAAACUAAACAGAAACAAACAAACAAACACAGAAUUUUGAUAGAAACAGAAAAGAUACAUUCUUCUUUGUUUUAGUAAAUAUGGCAUUGUUGUGAAAUAAGAGCCACCCUCCAUUCACGGUAUACAUUUCAAUGGGUCUUGUUUAUCAUUAUUUAUUUACCAUGAACUAUUUUCACUGAUUCAUUUUACUAAUACAUAGAAAUAUUAAUACAAAGUAUGGUUAUACUUGAUAUUCACCAUUAUUAUUAUUAUUAUUAAUCCCAUCAUUAAGAUAACUGUUAAUGUAUUGUUUUAUUUUAUGCAACCUUAGUGUUGUUUCUAUGGUUGUUGUCGUCGUCAUAUGAGGAGGUGCUUUUUUCUUCUUUCUUGUUAUUCUCCAUCUUCUAUGUUUUUCUUUCUUUUCGUCUGUGAAUAUAUAUUACUAUAAUGAUUAGUGGUUUGUUUGGCUCUCAUUCCUUCUGUCAGAAAAUGAUAAUUGUAUCCUGCUCAUUUUCUCUAUAAUUCCUUCGAUUUUCACUGAGACACAAUAGAGACAGGAUGAGGGGGAAACACGCACACACACACACACACGUAUAUGCAUAUUUUUUACAUGAUGAAUGAAUUGUUCAUAAAUAACAGAUUUUGCUUAAUUAUUAUUAUUAUUAUUAUUAUUAUUGUUGUUGUUGUUGUAAAUGACCUAUUGUCGUCAUCACUACUGUUGUAGAGUUGUUGAGUUACUUUUGUGAAUUACUGAGUAUUUUGUUUGUUUGUUUGUUUGUUGAUAAAAAACACGACUGUUUUUUUUCCAUAUGGCAUAUCGUUUCAUUAUGAUUGAGUCUAUUUUUUAAGAGAGAAAAAAAAAUUUAAACAUUCCGCUUACUGGUUAUUUGUUUUUCUUGACGAUCUGAUUCUCUCUCUCUCUCUCUCUCUAUCGAUUGAUGUUGCAUUCGUUUAUUUGUCUUCGUCUUUGUCACGAGUUCCAUUUUUGCAUUUUAAACAUUUUCACAUAUUGUUGCUAAUGUGUCCAAGCUUUGGCACAUUGAUUAAAUAACAAUAACACUUAUAUAUAUAAUUUAUAUAUCCAUUUUGGUUACUCAUUCAUUCAUCCAUCUAUCCAUUCGUUAUUAUUAAUCAACCUAAAUGAUCUAUCAUCAGUAUCAUUGCAAAAUGAAAAACAAAACAUACAUAACAAAUGAAUAAACUAGAUUGUUUUCGACGAUUUUUCUCUUUUUUUUUUCUGAUGACCAGUUAUUUACCUCCGAUAUAUAUAUAUACAUAUGGAUUAUUCUUUCAACAUAUUUUUGAAAAACAUAAUUUUCAUCCACUUGUCUUUGCUAUAUACAUUCCUUAGUUCAAUUAUAGAAAUGGAACAUAUUUUAUGAGAUGAUGUUUUGUUCAUACUUAUAUUAAACAAUUUCUUCACAUCGACUACGAUUGUUAGUAACAAUAACGGUAAAGGAGAAAUAAAAGAAGGAUAUUUACAGACUCAAGUUCUACUGUUGUUGUUAUUGUUGUUAGUGGUGGUGGUGGUGAUGAUGAUGAUGAUGUUGGUAAAAACCAUAGACAUAUUUCUCUUAUUUUUCUAUACCACUAUAUACUACUGAUAAGCAAAUUGUUUCUGUUUUCCUUCAUUCGCUCUCUGUUUCUCUCUCUUUCUUCAUAUUUUACUAUCCACAUACCCUCAUCCUCUCAUUCACAUGGUUAUCUGAUCCAUACACUUCAAAAUAUACAGAGACAAACUUAGAGAAAAUCUUAAUUUCACUCCUGAAGAAAGUAGACAGGACAAUAUUAUAUACAGCGCAAUGUAACAAACAGACAAGUGGAAGCAUCAGAGCAACUAAGCAAAACGAAUGCAUUUAAAUUUAUUUUUGUGCUGUAAUUUACUGAGGUUUUUUUUUGGUUGUUACCGAUGAUUAUGCUGAUGAGACCGCAUAAUUUUCAUCGAUACCUCUUUACUUCUCUUCUAAUGAAUUAAUGAGAUUGUGCUGUUUUCGUGUAUGCGUAUAACUGAGUAUGUGGUUGAGAUUUUUAAGUGUGUGUGUGUGUGUGUAUGCUUGGAAUGAUCGGAUAUACGUCGAACAGUGAUGUACUGAUCAAUGAUGAUAUUGGAUUUACCGGUUUCUUUUUCAUAGAUAUAUCUUCAUAAUCCCGUAAAUUGAUAAAUGAAUAAUUAACUGGGUGUUGAUACACUAUGAUAUAUACAGAAAUAAGAUGGUUCUUUACAUAUACUUCAUUUUUUUUUAAAAAAAAAAAGAAAAACAAUGCACACCACUAUUGUCUCCGUUUCUUGGUUCCCCACUUAGGCGUUUUUUGUUUUGUUUUGUUAUUACAUAUUAGUCAAUUUUUCUCUCUCUCUCUCUUCCCAAUUCGAUCAUUUUUAUUACCAUGAUGAAUAUGUAGUGUAUAAUGUUAUAUGCCUCUCAUUUUUACAAUUUCUAUGAUUCUUAUGUUGAACACACUUUAAAAUAAAUAAAUACACAUAUACACAUGAAUCCAAUUUUCCAAUGUAUCACUUACAAGCAAGUUGUACGUGAUCAUGUUAAUUAUAAUACUAAUACUACUAUGACUAUUAAUGAUGAUGAUAAUAAUAAUACUAAUACUAAUAAUUCUUUACAAUG